Molecule: messenger RNA, 1631 nt
Organism: Acipenser ruthenus (sterlet)
Lineage: Eukaryota; Metazoa; Chordata; Actinopteri; Acipenseriformes; Acipenseridae
Product: L-asparaginase 1-like
Exons: 11
Coding region: 38-1156 (372 amino acids)
Biological process (GO): amino acid metabolic process
Molecular function (GO): asparaginase activity
Source: RefSeq, a predicted model, not a curated record
UAUACAGAGACAUUGCUGCCAGCGAGAGAGAGAAAGAAUGAAAGAGACCAGAGUGUUUGUCUACUACACGGGAGGGACGAUCGGCAUGGUGCCAGGGAGAAGUGGUGAGGGACCUGCGAAUCCGGGAGACUUCACCGCAGAGCUGCGCAGACAUCCAGAGCUCUUUGACAAGGAAGAUGGGGACUGGUUUGUGCUACCUUCAAAGGCCACAGCAGAUUGCCCGGAACAAUUCAUUGUGAAGUAUCAAGUGGAAGAGGUAAAGAAGCCCAUCGACUCUUCCAAAAUCACUCCAGAACACUGGGAGCACUUCACCAAUAAAAUACUGAAGAAACAAACACGCUACGAUGGUUUUGUUCUCCUCCAUGGGACGGACACGCUGGCCUACACCUCCUCUGCUCUCUCCUUCCUCCUCAAGGACUUCAAGAAGCCAGUGGUGAUCACAGGAGCGCAGCGCUCAGUGUUUGAACCUCGCAGUGACGCAGUGGAGAACAUCCUGGGAUCUCUCCUCAUCGCCGGCUGCUAUUGCGAGACCCCUGCACUACAACUGGUGUCAGUGUUAUUUGACAACAUGGUUUUUCAGGGGAACAGGGUGACGAAGAUUGACUGCUCUGCUUUCCAUGCCUUCAGCAGCCCCAACAGUCUGCCCCUGGUGGAGCUGGGAGUGACUAUCAAGGUCAAUGCAAUGUCCUCUUCACCUGUCCCCUCUCCCUCCCCCUCUCCCUGCUUCUCUCCCUACCUCCCUACCAGCCUCUGUCCCCUUCUCUGUUCCCUCUCGCUCUGUGAUGUGUCUGAUGUCCGAGUGCUGAGACUCUUCCCAGGAAUUAAAGAGGAAUACGUGCGUAGCGUGCUGUCCGGGGCGGGGGGUGUGAUUUUGGAGACCUACGGGUCGGGGAACGCCCCAGAUGAUAAGUGGUUCCUUGAAGCUCUGAAACAGGCCAAUAGGCAUGAAGCUCACCUCGAAGGUAAUACAUCUACCUCUGGUCUGAGAGAGGCUGGGGUGUUGUCUGGAUAUGACAUAACUUCUGAAGCUGCUCUUACCAAGAUGAUCUGGACUCUGAAGAAAUACACGACCCAGGAACAACGCAAGAAAGCAUUAGAGACCAGUGUGUGUGGGGAGAUGACAGUGACAAUAAGCCCAGACCCUCCUCUGAUCUGAACUCAGGACCUCCCUCCGCACAUGCUACCCAGCAUUAUGCAAACAGACUGCACCCAACCCAUCCCUGACACCCCACUCCCCCUUUCUGCCUUGCCUGUGGCCAAUAAAGCUUAGUUUGCAGUAUAAUCUGUCUCUGUCGCUCUCUGUGUGUUUGUUUCACUAAUACGACUGGAAGUGAAUGAUUAUUUCUAUUUGCAGACUUUUAAAAAGGUCUCCCAGCUAUUAUUAGGGGUCCAAGCAACACUAUUGUUAUGGUUAGGAUUAUUAGACUUCCAAGCCCAUGUCCAUUUGCUCCAGGCAAGGGAACCCAGAUUGCGUGCAAAAAGGAAGGCAUGACCGCUCUAUUCACAUUAAUACGGCAAUCUCAAUUAUUAAUUUGCAAGUCAUACUGCGUGAAAUGCUGUAUGUGUUACACACACUUUAUUUUAGUACAGGGCACUCCAAAGGACAGGUAUAAGUCCGGCGCCCACUGCCA